Molecule: messenger RNA, 1792 nt
Organism: Glycine soja
Lineage: Eukaryota; Viridiplantae; Streptophyta; Magnoliopsida; Fabales; Fabaceae
Product: B3 domain-containing transcription factor VRN1-like
Exons: 4
Coding region: 208-1521 (437 amino acids)
Molecular function (GO): DNA binding
Source: RefSeq, a predicted model, not a curated record
GGUUUUUUUAAGGUUUAAAAAUCCUUGUUUGACUCAAAAGCUGGGAAGGGUGGAGAAGAAGGUGAAGGGAGGAGUUGAGUAGAUCUGAGUGUGAAGCAAAAACCAUCCCGAAGUUUUCAUCUUUCAAUCAAAGGGUCCUCAAAGAAUGCUCUGAACCGUCGUUAUCUUCUUUUCCUUCUUUUCUAAGUCCCCAAUCACUCUCACACAAUGCCUCGCCCUUGUUUCGACAAGCUUGUUCUCCCCACCACUCUUCAAUCCAGACAACUGAGGAUUCCGGAUAAUUUUCUGAGAAAAUAUGGGACCCAGCUUUCUACAAUUGCUACCCUCACUGUUCCUGAUGGUAGUGUUUGGCCCAUAGGAUUGAAGAAAGCAGACAACAGAAUUUGGUUUGUUGAUGGUUGGCAAGAUUUUGUUCAACGCUACUCCAUUGGUGUUGGAUACUUUUUGGUGUUCAUGUAUGAAGGGAAUUCAUCUUUCAUUGUUCAUAUUUUUAAUUUGAGUACGUCUGAGGUAAACUAUCAAUCGGCCAUGAGAAACCAUAAUGAAGGGUCUUGCUUUGCCAAUUAUCAUCAUAUUUUUGAUGAAAUGGAAGAUGUAGACUCCCUUGGUUUGUCGGAUUUGUCACCUCAGUACCUUACUCCCGGUGCAUUGCAAAGCAAGGGUUUUGCUGGAUCUGUGGAUCAACUGACACCUGGGAAGAGUCAUACUCCAGCUUUGCAGAAUUUGUUCAAUGGUGGAUCAAAACUCAAUCGCGUAAACUGGGGUGAUGGUGGGAGUGCUUUUUCUUUGAAGGAUGCGAAUUCACAAGGCAAUCAGUCAACCAGAGACAUAGGUGUUCAGUUUAAUGCUGUUGAGUUUAAAAGGUCCACUGAAGAAUUGAAAUUGCGUUAUUCUAAUUCUAACGAGGAAGCAGUUAAUAAAACCGCAAAAAAGAAGCGGAAAUCAGAACCCUAUGGCGAGGAACCUUCUGGUGAAAAUGAAGAGGAGGCAGAAAUGCGCUAUAGGUUUUAUGAAAGUGCAUCUGCAAGGAAACGAACCGUGACGGCAGAAGAAAGAGAAAGGGCAAUUAAUGCAUCAAAAACAUUUGAACCGACUAAUCCUUUCUGCCGAGUUGUCCUGCGACCCUCCUAUUUGUAUAGGGGAUGCAUAAUGUAUCUGCCUUCCACCUUUGCUGAAAAGAAUUUGAAUGGGGUUUCGGGAUUCAUCAAACUUCAGCUGUCCAAUGGUAGACAGUGGUCCGUUCGCUGCCUCUAUAGGGGAGGUCGAGCCAAGUUAAGCCAAGGAUGGUUUGAAUUCACAGUGGAGAACAAUUUAGGAGAAGGUGAUGUCUGUGUGUUUGAGCUCCUUAGAAUGAAGGAAGUUGUGCUGCAAGUUACGGUGUUUCGCGUAACCGAGGAUGCAGGGUUGUUGAACCAGCUUCCUAUGCAACAGCAGCAGCAGAGCCCAAACAUCAGCCACACUAAACUCUUGAACCCUCACUUGCAGCAUCGCAUCAGUACAACCAAAUUGAUUAGAAAUUAGCAAGGAGAUUUAAUUUCUGAUAGCAAAACUGUGUCCAUUUAGCCCUGGAUUCUGAGUGAUCUGUUGUUCAUCUAAUUUCUUCACUUGGAACUUUGAUGCUUUACAUGUUCAUAAACAUAUGAACUUAGUUAUUGUAGUUUUGAUACAAAUUUCUUUUGUUUUUGACUUGGGUUGUAAAUAGAUUGUUAAAUCAGCUGAUCAUAAACUGAGUCGAAAUGUUUGUGCCAUUGCUGUGUUUUGGUUUAAUAAGUUAUAUUUGUUUGUAGCUUCA